GCGCUUGCCCGACGCUAGAAAUGCCUCACCCUGGAUCUUAGUAACCACUCAGUGUGAAAACCUACACCAGAGUAAAGAAACGAGCAGAAUCACACAGAUCUAUAAGGUCUUUGGAUGUAAUCUCUUACCAGAGCAGCUAUAUUCUGAAUUAAAGUUCUUCUGCAGAGGACUAUAAGUCUCAAGGUAAACCUGAGUGAGCUUCAAUCAAGACCGUCUCCAAAAAAGGUUCAAGAUGGUUCGUAGUGGGAAAAAUGGUGACCUUCAUCUUAAACAGAUUGCAUACUAUAAGCGAACAGGGGAAUACCAUCCAACUACACUGUCAAGUGAGAGAAGUGGCAUAAGACGAGCAGCAAAGAAAUUUGUCUUCAAAGAAAAAAAGCUGUUUUAUGUUGGAAAAGACAGAAAACAAAACCGUUUGGUAGUUGUUUCAGAAGAGGAAAAAAAGAAAGUCCUAAGAGAAUGCCACGAAAAUGGCACUGGUGUUCAUCACGGCAUAUCCAGAACUCUCACUCUAGUGGAGUCUAGUUACUAUUGGACCUCUGUGACCAAUGAUGUCAAACAGUGGGUAUAUGCUUGUCAGCAUUGCCAAGUAGCAAAAAAUACAGUUAUCGUAGCACCUCAGCAGCACCUUCCCGUGGUGGGAAGCCCGUGGAGUGUAGUUACUGUUGAUCUGAUGGGACCUUUCCAUACAAGCAACAGAAGUCAUGUGUAUGCUAUAAUCAUGACAGAUUUGUUCACAAAAUGGGUUAUGAUUUUGCCUUUAUGUGAUGUUUCAGCAUCAGAAAUUUCUAAAGCUAUUAUCAAUAUAUUUUUCUUAUACGGACCUCCUCAGAAAAUAGUAAUGGACCAAAGAGAUGAAUUCAUUGAACAGAUCAAUGUAGAACUGUAUAGAUUAUUUGGUACAAAACAUAUUAUAAUUUCUCAUGCUUCUGGAAGUGUUAAUUCAUCUGAAAGUACACCUAGCACUAUCAAAACAUUUCUGUCCAAACACUGUGCUGACCACCCAAACACCUGGGAUGAGCAUCUGCCUGCUCUUUCCUUUGCCUUCAAUGUGACUCAUUCGGAGCCUAGUAAAAACACACCAUAUUUCCAAAUGUUCAAUCGGAAUCCUUGUGUAUUGGAGUGUCCUGAUGAAGUGGGUGGUGAGAAUACAAGUGUGUUUGCUAAAAUUGUAGCUGCAGUUAGAGAGGCUGAUGCAGUACUGGAGAGCAAGACAUCAGCGGACCAGAUGGAGAACAACAAUUUGGAUGAACUAAAUAAAACCAAAAUUGUUAAAAAGAAACCCAAGCAAUUAAAUCCAUUUCAUUUAAAAGUGGGUCAUGAAGUUUUAAGACAGAGGAAAAAUUGGUGGAAAGAUGGCCGUUUCCAGUCUGAAUGGGUCGGUCCUUGUGUCAUAGACUACAUUACAGAAAGUGGAUGUGCUGUCCUGAGAGACAAUACUGGGACCAGACUCAAAAGACCUAUCAAAAUGUCCCACCUCAGGCCUUAUGUGAGAGAGGCCAGCGAACAAGGGUGGUUAACUUCUUCAAGUUAA
Molecule: messenger RNA, 1534 nt
Organism: Psammomys obesus (fat sand rat)
Lineage: Eukaryota; Metazoa; Chordata; Mammalia; Rodentia; Muridae
Gene: Gin1
Product: gypsy retrotransposon integrase 1
Exons: 9
Coding region: 233-1534 (433 amino acids)
Biological process (GO): DNA integration
Molecular function (GO): nucleic acid binding
Source: RefSeq, a predicted model, not a curated record